Molecule: messenger RNA, 3888 nt
Organism: Penicillium angulare
Lineage: Eukaryota; Fungi; Ascomycota; Eurotiomycetes; Eurotiales; Aspergillaceae
Exons: 1
Coding region: 1-3888 (1295 amino acids)
Source: RefSeq, a predicted model, not a curated record
AUGAAUGCACUUGGCACCGUUAAAGCGGCCCUUGCGGACUCGCUGGUCACCAAUUCUACACUCAAGGAAGCAUUCGAACUCGCCAGCUUCGUGACUGAUCGCUCUAAGCGCUUCAAGGACGUUGCACUUAAUCCAGACCAAAAACACAAGCUUCGCCGUGUUUUGAACCACUUUCUCAUCCCAGAUGUGAAACCAAAGUUUGUGGACGAUGAAGAUACGGAAGCUAUUGAUGCAAAUGAGAUGCCAGAUGAUUGGCUGGCCAAGACCGAUGAGGAUUUAAAGAUGCCACUCCGCAUGAUUGAUAUCGAUACUAUGAACAUGGUUCCUACAUAUAGCUUGGGAAUUAAAGACCAGUAUUGUAUUGUCUCUCAUAGCUGGAAAGGCUCAGAAAUUACCUAUGGCGAUUUCACUCAAGCCAAAACCUUCGAGCCCUCUAAAAAAGCGGCGAAUGCCGAGUCCAACGAGCCAUCAAAUGAUGUGAACAACACCGUUGCUAAAUGUAAAGCGGAUAUUGAGGAGCUGGAGAAGAAAAUCACUUCAGCACUCCCAAGUGUUAAAGCGACAUCGGAUGGGAAACGCCCCGAGGAUAUCGUCACGCUAUUGGAAUGGUAUGCGGAUGCCAACGGGGCUGAAUAUGGUCUUGGAAGCGCACAGAAGCAGCUCCACGAGGCCACUGCAACGACAUCAAGUGCCUCUAGAGAAGCAAAGUACUACAAAAGCCUUUGGGAGACUAUCACCGCUCUCGAUGCUGAUACCAACCCCGACAAAGAGGCCUCAGCCGCACAUGGCAAAGAGAUGAAAAAAGUACUUUCAGCAAUUGAAGAUCUUACGACAGAUGCUGAGAAGAAGCGCCAGGAGGCGACAGAAAGGAACCACAAGGCUGUAGCCACUAGAGCAGCGGAAGACAGCAAGGUUGCCUUCUUCGAGCAAAAUCGUGAGCUAUCCUAUGGCAUUGAAGCACUGCUCGUGGCGCUACAACACAUUCGUUCCUCUCGAAAGAUUUUAGAAUCCAUCACCCAGGCCAGAAAGCUAUUCGAUAAACACUUUCCCAAAGGAGGAAAGCGGUACGUAUGGCUUGAUACAUGCUGUAUCAACAAAGGAGAUACUUAUGAAUUGACCGAGUCUCUGGCCUUGAUGGGAGACUGGUAUAGUAAUGCUGAUCUCUGUCUGGUACACUUGGAUACCCCGCGUGACGAGAGAGCCUGGAUUGAAGAAUGGAAGUACUGGAAGAACCCAUCAUAUGUUCCGAUCCCACUGAACAUGACCGAAUACGAGAAAAUCGGCGCCGAUGGCAGCGACGAAGAAAAGAAACAGUGCCAAGUUGAAUGGGCAACCCGUGGAUGGACCUUGCAGGAACUGGUUUUGAGCAAAGUAACAUACUAUGUCAAUUCCCACUGGCAGAAUUUGUACAGACCCGUUGAAGCUCUGGGGCCUUUAUACUUCCUUCGUCCCUUCCUUCUGCGCUACAUCCAGCACCCUUAUGUCAAAGCUCACAAGAAGGUUUCUGAGGGACUGAUUAACCAACUGAAGGAACUGCUUUCACCUGAAUUCAUCAAGCCCGACACGUCUAAGGAGGAGGAGCUUACUAUUAUGCUUCUCACUCUGGGCUUCCUUCCACCAAGAGGCUUGCAGGAGAAGCUGGCUGAAUCCCAGAUCGGAAAAGCAGCCCUGUCCGCCGCCAGGCAGCUGCCUAACACCAUCAACAAUCUUUUGUCGAAGAAGAGCAUUUCGGGUGAUACCUUACUAAAAGAACUCGCAAAUAGCCCCGACCUCGAUUCCAAGAUAUCCUUCUUCAACUACCUGCUGGCUGAAUUGGUGGAUCGCACAGACCAGCAGAUCCUUGCAGAUAGAAAGUUCAUCGCCAAAUUCAGUAAGGUAAUGACCAUGUCCAACUGGGUUGCUGGUGAUGGCCUCGGAAACUCAUCUGCCAUCACUUCCCUGGUCACCGCAUCUGACCGCCAAACCACCGUCGCCACCGACCAAGCGUACUCGCUGAUGGGUAUUCUCGGCGUGCGAUUCCCCGCUUUCCCUGCGGAGGGUCUUCCCAAGGCCUUGGCCCGCCUACUCGACGAGGUUGUGGUCGCUUACAAUGAUGUCUCUGUUUUCAACUGGUCAGGUAAACACCGUGGCAGCCCGCUUCAUGGUCGCUCUUUGUACCCUUCAAGCAUCGAUGCCUUCGUUGAACCCACCAACCACCCUUCAAACAAGUCUAAGGCGCAGACUAGCAAAAAGAUUUUGGAUCUGUUCCGGGCCCAGAGAGUUCGUCAAAGCAAAACUGCAAACAAUAUCAACAUGCUUCUUUCUGAGAUUCUCGCUCUCAGCAAAAAGCUGCCAGAGCAAUGUUCGGCUUUUGAAAGUUUGAGUGAAUUGGCGACGGCCAUCAAGCUUAGCACUUUCGACAAGCUGGAAACCCUUAUUGAUGACUUGAAAGCUAUCGCAGUCAAGCUUCAGGAGUUUGUACCUGAUGAGAGCGACGAAGACAGCAAGAACCAAAGCCUUGCUGGUAAGCUGGGAAACACCAUGGAACGAGUCGAUUCAUUCUCUAAGGGACUGAAGUUCGAGGCUCCUAAGUUCGAAGUGCCUAAAUUUGAGAAACCUACGCUCGGAUCCUUUGGAUGGGGCAAGAAGAGCAGUGAAAAGCCGGCUGAGAAGGCUGAGCCAAGCGAGCCUGCCACUCCCCCUCCACCCGCCGAAGAUGAAAAGUCAGAGGCCCAGAAGAAAUACGGGGAGCUGAAUGAGGCCAUUAAGAGCCUCACGGCUGCCAUUGUCAACCCUGAGGCAUCCAAGAGUUCUGACACAGAUUCUGACAAGGAUGUGCCAUUGGACCACAAGGUCGCUGAGAAGAACGAAACGGAUCUUCAGGAAGCCAGCGUUCCAUAUGAACCACAAGAGGAAAAGAGAAUGUCUUGUCCCAACCCUAUCACCGUGAGCAGUGGUGGUAUUCGAGGUAUCUUUGACGUUCAGCGAAUCAUCGUCAACAUGGUGGACCCCGACGUUCUACGCUCCAAGGUCCGAACAGCAGUCCGAGGUCAAAAGAUCGACGGAUGGUGCACUAUCAGCACUGGUCUUUCGAUGACCCUGGUCGCUUUCUCUGCCGAGCGAGAUGUUCUGGCGCAGCAGCUUGAUUUGGUUGAUGUGAUUAAGACUUAUCUUGAACCUGAAGUCUCCGCACCUCAGGAUGCAUCGGCACUAGAUGUCAACAAGGACACCACCCAGGUCAAGAAGGACGACAGCCUGAUCGGCGACAUCAAACAAGAGAAGACACCCGAGCAGGCCAAGGUUGCCCGUAUGAUUAACUUCGUGCAAAAGCAAGACCUCUAUGGCAUUGCUGGAGAAUGGGUCCUGGCUCGUUUCUCGGGUACCCCUGGCGCCAAAUGGUUCCUGUGUCUAUUGGAGCUGGGUGCCGGAAACGACUUCUACGGACACCGAAUCCCCACAGAUGAGUUCAGCUUUGAGGAUGCCGCUCCCGAGCGAGGAAUCACUGAAUACUGGCACCAGUUCACCAAGGAGAAGAAGGCGCGUACUUGCGAUACCCUCGACAUGUUCCUAAACCGCCAGAAAAUGUUGAAGGACGCUGGCAAUAACUUCGACUCACUGUCCAAGGUGGAGAACCCCUCACAGAGCUCUGGUGAAAGCGGCUGGGAUACAGCAUUUGAGAUUUUACAAAAUGUCUCGUUUGACAAAGUUGUCAGCCUGGGCAAAAUGGCUGGUCAAGGUGUUGGAGGCUUGGGUGCUGAUCUCUGGGCUAACCACCUUGAGGGCCGUAUUGAGAAGGGUGCUCUGAAGCGUGUGCCAGUGUCCUUGCGAACACCAGUGCGUGACCUUGAUCAUAACCGGAAGCUUCUGCCUGUCAUGUUCCACGCUGGACGCGAGAUGCAUAUGUUCUAG